AACUUUUCCAGUGUUUUAGCUCCCUUUGGAAACACCCCGCAUCAUAUAUGUGGUUUUAAAAUAUAGUAUUUUAUAAAAGUGGAUAAAAAUUGAAGAAGAGAGGGGAUUGAUCAGUUUUGAGAUGAAUUCGAGGAAGUGGGAGCCGAGAGGCGCCUUUUCUGAGCUCAUGUUGUCGAGCUAAGAACAGUAGUCCCACUGCUCUGCCCAUAAACUAAAAUAACACCAGAAACCAGCGCGCUGGCUGUAACAGCUCCGUUUACACAGCAUGGCCACUAAAAAGAAGCGAACUCCCAACGCAGAAAGUGACAGCUGGGUUGUCAUCGCUGCAGACUCCGUCAUCGACACACAGAAGCAUGACAGUGAUCCAGCUUUUGUGCGACUGAGGAAUCCAGCAACAGAUGAAGCGUCCCUGUACCUGCUGGGCAGUGGCGAUGUGCAGCUCUAUGAGGUCAAAGCGUUCCAGGAGGAUUUCCGCUCCUGGUUUAUUGGCCAGGCCGUGCAGAGAGAUGGGAAACUCCUCUUUGUAACACCGAUGGAUCCUCUCUAUUUAAUUCUGCCCUAUUUGAUCAAAUCUGGUAAAGAGGGAAAGUUUCAGCCUGUGGAGCAGCUCGUCGUGGACGAGGAGUUCCCAGCAUGCUCCAGGCUGCUCAGCUGCACGCGGUCGCUGGCCUCCCUGCACCACGUCACCGAGGAGAAAGAGGUGGGAGGCAGGAAGUUCCAUCGAUACAGUGAAGAGAAGACCAUGAGCUGGUUGAAGAAGAAGGUGGAGAGAACGGUUGCUGCUCUCAGGAUGAGGAAUGUGUGUGUGGGGGAAGGAGUGACGUCUGCGACGUAUGUCAGAGUGAAGCCGGAGUCGGACGGCCGUGAAGAGGACUUCCUGCGCUACGCUCACGGCCUCCUGUCCGAGUACAUCAGCGAGCAGCUCAGCAAAGCCCUGCUCACACACCUGGGGUUACCGGAGCCCAGCAGUCCGAAGGAGGCGGAGCCGCCCUCCAAGAAGCGGAAACUUUCAGACAAGCCGGUGGAGGCCGGAGAGGACUACACCAAAUUCAACAGUGCAGACUUUGCACGUAAACCGCCCAAGAAGAUGACGACAGCUCAGAAGAGUCUGGCCAAGGUGGACAAAACCGGCAUGAAGCCAAUGUCGUCCUUCUUCAGCCCCAAGGUCAAAGCAGAGAAGAAGUGAACGCCGUUACUGAUUUGUAGUGUCCCACGUUUGUAAUAAAGACCAGAAAACCAGACCGGCUUUUCAUUUCUAACAGUUU
Messenger RNA from Salarias fasciatus (jewelled blenny), 1265 nucleotides. RefSeq names its product ribonuclease H2, subunit B (gene rnaseh2b). The transcript has 11 exons. The coding region runs from base 266 to 1186 and encodes 306 amino acids. Gene Ontology annotation, biological process: RNA catabolic process. Lineage: Eukaryota; Metazoa; Chordata; Actinopteri; Blenniiformes; Blenniidae. Gene Ontology annotation, cellular component: ribonuclease H2 complex; nucleoplasm. The record is from RefSeq and is a predicted model, not a curated record.